This is a messenger RNA of Jaculus jaculus (lesser Egyptian jerboa), 1707 nucleotides long. RefSeq names its product VRK serine/threonine kinase 1 (gene Vrk1). The transcript is spliced from 13 exons. Lineage: Eukaryota; Metazoa; Chordata; Mammalia; Rodentia; Dipodidae. The coding region runs from base 115 to 1299 and encodes 394 amino acids. Gene Ontology annotation, biological process: signal transduction; peptidyl-serine phosphorylation. Gene Ontology annotation, cellular component: nucleus; cytoplasm. The record is from RefSeq and is a predicted model, not a curated record. Gene Ontology annotation, molecular function: ATP binding; protein serine/threonine kinase activity.
CUCCGUACUGCAGGGUACGGAGGGGGGACGGCGCCGCCGCCGAGUCGCUAGUGGGCGAAAGCGGCGGGAAGUUCGUACUGAGCCUGCGGCGGCGGGUUGGCGGCUUGGGUGAAAAUGCCUCGUGUGAAAGGAGCUCAGGCUCGAAGACGGGGCCCUGCCGAGCGGCAGCUUGCCGAGCACUUCGCAGCGGGGGAGGUGAUAACUGACAUGGCAAAAAAGGAGUGGAAGCUGGGGCUGCCCAUUGGCCAAGGUGGCUUUGGCUGUAUAUAUCUGGCUGAUACUAAUUCUUCUAAAUCGGUUGGCAGUGAUGCACCCUGUGUUGUAAAAGUGGAACCCAGUGACAACGGACCUCUCUUUACAGAAUUAAAGUUCUACCAGCGAGCUGCUAAACCAGAGCAAAUUCAGAAGUGGAUUCGUACUCAUAAAUUGAAGUAUCUUGGUGUUCCUAAGUAUUGGGGAUCUGGUCUGCAUGAUAAAAAUGGAAAAAGUUACAGGUUCAUGGUCAUGGACCGCUUUGGAAGUGACCUACAGAAAAUAUAUGAAGCAAAUGCCAAAAGGUUUUCCCGGAAAACAGUCUUGCAGCUAAGCUUAAGAAUUCUGGACAUCCUGGAGUACAUCCACGAGCACGAGUACGUGCACGGGGACAUCAAGGCCUCAAACCUGCUCCUGAGCUGCGAGCGCCCGGACCAGGUGUACUUGGUAGACUACGGCCUUGCUUACCGGUACUGCCCGGAUGGAGUUCACAGGGAAUACAAAGAAGAUCCAAGAAGAUGCCACGAUGGCACAAUCGAGUUCACCAGCAUCGACGCGCACAAUGGCGUGGCUCCAUCUCGACGUGGUGAUUUGGAGAUCCUUGGUUACUGCAUGAUCCAGUGGCUUAGUGGCUGUCUUCCAUGGGAUGAUAACUUGAAAGACCCUAACUAUGUGCGAGAUUCCAAAAUCAGAUACAGAGAAAAUAUUGCAGAUUUGAUGGAGAAAUGUUUUCCUGAGAAAAACAAACCAGGUGAGAUUGCUAAAUACAUGGAAACUGUGAAACUACUGGGCUAUACUGAAAAACCUCUUUAUCAAAAUCUACGUGACAUCCUUUCGCAAGGACUAAAAGCUAUAGGAGGCAAGGAUGAUGGCAGGCUGGACUUCAGUGCUGUGGAGAAUGGAGGGUUGAAGGCAAAAUCAGUUUCAAAGAAGAGAAAGAUAGAAGAAAGCACAGUGUCUACUGUUGAAGACAUGGAAUGUUCAAGUACAGUGACAGAGGAAGCCGCACAAACACGUUCAAGAGCCAGAAAGAGAGUCCGGAAGUAAAUCAGAUGCUGGAAAUUGACAUUUCUUCCUUUUCAUUGCAUUUUCUCCCCUUUUCUGUCUUGUCUUCUCUUUGUGUGAAUCUUGUGGGGUGGGAGUAUUAAUUAAAUGGAUAGGCUUUUGAAAAGCGAACCUUAUUAAAGUGAAUACUUUGUUCAGUUUAUUGAAAGCUAAUUUGUUAGAUCCCCAAGUCUUCAGGUUGGACUUGAAGCCAUUCAAGUCUGUGUUUGAGGCUUUGGAGUAUGUCAAAGAAAAUGACUCUGACAAGCAUUUUCCUAAACAUUGGAAACUUCUCAGAGGAUGGAAGUGUUUGAUAGAGUCCUCACUUUUAAGGAAAUGCAAAACUUAGAUAAAUUUUGGUUUGGUGUAAAUACACAUUACGUUGUGGCAAUAAAGUUUGGAUUAUAUGGA